This is a messenger RNA of Camelina sativa (false flax), 8713 nucleotides long. RefSeq lists its product as uncharacterized. NCBI's taxonomy places the organism in Eukaryota, Viridiplantae, Streptophyta, Magnoliopsida, Brassicales, Brassicaceae. The record is from RefSeq and is a predicted model, not a curated record.
UUCACGUCUCGCUUCAAAUCGACGUCUGUGUAAGGUUGAAUCGCGUCGUGGUGUUUUCAUCUUUAGCAGUUUUGGUUGUUUUUUUUUUUCUCCUUUUCCAAACGACCGAGACACACCAGCUAAACGCCAUUCGCGUUAGAUCUAAGGAGAAAACGACCUACGUACAUAAUAGGUGUUUUCAAGCAAUUUGUUCUACGGGAAGGAGAUUAACGCUCAAAGUUGAUUUCAGUCUCCCUUUGAGUAUUCUCUUCUACGGAUCGAGGGCAGGAGGCAAGAACCAUGAUGAUCCAGAAUUUGUGCUGAUUCACGAAUAGUCAUUGUGGGAACAAGACCAGAGUGAAUCAAAUGGACAAGAAAAAGAAUCGUAGCGAUCCACUUGCUGCUGGGCGUCAGAAGCUUCAACAAUUUCGUCAAAAGAAGGCUGACAAAGGCACUGAUCAGAAAAAGGACUCGAAAGGCAGUACAAGCCAAGGAAAAUCCUCUAAAAAAUCUGGUAAAUCUGAGAAGCAUGAGCGUAAACCUGAAACAAGUGCUGUCAGUGAUGAGGCAGAAGCUCCGUCCCAUGAGGCUGCAGGAGGAGCUACAUCUCAUGUGAACGUUGGUGAGGAGGUUGUUGAUUCUCCACAAACUUCUGCAAAUGCAGAAGCUCACGAAAAUGUUUCUGUCCAUGGUUCAGCAUCAGAACCUGAUCCGCCUCAGCCAGUAAAUACCACGUCUGAUGAUGGAUCUGAAGUGAGAAAAGAAGUAGUUAAUUCUGAAAAUGAUAUCAGUAUAUCAUUAUCCACUGAAGAAGAGAAUAUCAAGUCUGUCAACAGUGGAACGGAUGGCACAGUAGAUUCUCUGACAUCUGACCCUGCUGAUUCUGAGAAGGGAGUUAUACAUGACGAUGCAUCUAUUAAUGUUGACGAAAUCUCUGCUGCUUCUGGAAACAUAGGUGAAGGGAAAAGAGUUGAAGUUGAAAGUGGGUCUGGGAGUGUGGAAAAGCCACAUCAGCCAUCCUCUCUCCAUGAAUAUAUUCCUGAUGUUUCCUUGAUUCGUGCAAGGGGAGAUCAGGUAACUGAUGUAGGGGAAAUGCAGGAAGAAGAUGGUUCACACAUGGAGCAGUUUUCUGAAUCACUUGCAAAGGCAGGUGUGGAUAAGAUUGCAACUGAAGAAAGGCAAACAAGCGAUCCAGCAUCUGCUUCCCCUUCACACUUUUCAGAGGGAUCCUCAGUUACACUUGAUUCAGUUCAACUAGAUGGAAUAAGUGGUAAUAUUAGAAGCCAACAGAUCAGGGAAGCUGCAGAGCUUAAUGAAGAAAAACCAGAAACAUCUAUUCAUUUUCCUAAUAACAGAGAUCACGUGCUUUCUGCUGAACCUGAGGAAGGCUCGGUUGCACAUAUGGCUAGUCAGCUGCAAUUGCCUGAGAGCGUCAGUCUAUCUGAAGUUUCGAGCCAUGAGGAACCUCGUAAACUCGACACAUUGAAUCUAUCUGGUGACGUUUCCGUUGCUCAUGUUCACGAAGGCCGCUCAGUCAGCUUCUUACAGCUUGUGGAUAUUGUACGAGGACUUGGACAAGAUGAAUAUCAAAUUUUGUGCAAUGCAAGAGAGGCUGCUUCCAGUAAUGAGCCAGGAACAAGUUCCUUGGAGCGAUUAAGAGAAGAACUAUUUGUUUCGAGUACCAUGGAAGAUAUACUCCAUGUGCAACUCACGGAACAGUCUCAUCUACAAAACGAGUUUGAUCAUCAACAUAACCAACUGGUAGCUGAAAUAUCACAGCUUCGUACAUCAUAUAAUGCGGUGACAGAGAGAAAUGACUCUCUUGUGGAGGAACUAUCAGAGUGCCAGUCUAAACUAUAUGCUGCCACAAGGUCAAAUGAGAAGCUUGAAAAUAAGCUUCUUGCUACAGAAGCACAAGUGGAGGAUUUCACUACUAAGAUGAAUGAAUUGCAGCUUAGCCUAGAAAAGUCCGUGUUGGAUCUAUCUGAGGCGAAAGAAAAGUUCAUCAAUCUUCAGGUGGAGAAUGAUACGUUGGUUGCAGCCAUUUCUUCCGUGAAUGAUGAGAAAAAGGAACUUCUUGAAGAAAAAAAAUCCAAGAACUAUGAGAUUGAGCAUCUUUCGUCUGAGUUAAACAAUUGCAAGAACGUGGCGGCCAUACUAAAGGCAGAAGUUGAGCAAUUGGAAAAUACUAUUGGUCCACUGAAAGAUGAGAAGAUGAAUCUUAUGGAUGAUAAAUAUAGUUUAUUGGGUGAGGCAGAAAAGUUACAGGAAGAAUUGGCAAAUUGUAAGACGUUGGCCACCCUGCAAGAGGUGGAAAAUUUAAACAUAAAGGAGACGCUUUCUUUAUUGACAGGCCAGCAGACUAAGUUUGAUGAGAACAACCUACGUCUCAGGGAAGAAAAUGAGAAAGCACAUCUGGAACUGAGUGCACAUCUGAUCUCGGAGACUUAUUUAUUGUCCGAGUAUUCCAAUCUAAAAGAAGGAUAUUCUUUGUUGAAUAAUAAGCUCUUGAAGUUUCAAGGGGAAAAGGAACAUUUGGUUGAGGAAAAUGAUAAACUUACGCAUGAACUUCUUACUCUUCAAGAGCGUACGUCAACUGUACAAAAAGAGCGGACUCAUCUAGAAGUUGAGUUAAAAGAAGCAAUAGCGCGCCUCGAUAAAUUGGCUGAAGAAAAUACAUCUCUUACUAGCAGCAUUAUGGUAGAAAAAGCUAGAAUGGUAGACAUUGGUAACGAGGAUGCAUCAGGAUUGAUCAAUCAGGAAAUUUCUGAGAAACUUGAGAAAAGUUCAGAAGUCGGGGUUAGUAAACAGACCGCAUCAUUCCUUGAAAAUGCGCUAUAUACAAAUUUGGAAGAGGUGAUGGAAGAGACGUCUGAGUUUUCUGCCUUGAAGAAGAAUCUGGAUAAGGGGGAGAAAAUGGUUCAGAACCUUGAAGAGGCAAUUAAGCAGAUCCUUGCUGAUUCUUCAAUGAGUAAAUCUAGCGAUAAGGGUGCUACACCAGCAGUAUCAAAACUGAUUCAAGCUUUUGAGUCAAAGCAGAAACCAGAAGAACAGGAAUCGGAAAAAGCACAGUUAAGUGAUGAUCUAUCAGAAGGAGAUCAAUAUGUAUCUGUGAAUGUGCAGAUUAGAAGUUUGAGAGGCUUGCUUGCUCAGUUACUCUUGAAUGCUAAGGAGGCUGGUAUACAAUUCAACCAGUUAAGUGAUGACAGGACAUCGACAAAUCAAAGACUCAAGGAGUUAAAUGUUGAGUUCGCAUCUCAGCAGGAUCACAUUGAUGUUCUGGAGGCAGAUAGUAUUGAGAGUAAAAUUUCAUUUGAAGCUCUGAAGCAUUAUUCAUAUGAGCUGCAACAUAGAAACCAUGAACUUGAACUUCUUUGUGAAUCAUUAAAGCUAAGAAAUGGUAGUAUCGGUGUAGAAAACACGGAGCUCAAUAAGAAGCUGAGUUCUUGCUUACUAAGAAUCGAUGAGCUUGAAAUUCAGCUGGAAAACUUACAGCAGACUUUAAGUAGCUUUUUGUCCUCAAUGGAAGAACAGUUAGUGGCCUUGCAGGAUGAAUCUGAGAGAGCAAUGAUGCUAGAACAUGAAUUGACAUCAUUGAUGUCUGAAUUUGGUGAAGCAGUUGUGAGGCUUGAUGAUCGUCUACUCAGAUCUGGCACUUCUGAAGCUUCUGUUGGCUUAGAUAUGAGCAAGCGCAUAUCUGGUUCUAUUGAUAUGGCUGUAAAGGUGAUUGACGAUCUGGAGGCAAAACUUGAAGCUGCUUAUGCGAAGCAUGAGUCCACCUCAAACCAAUAUGAGGAAUUGAAGCAGAGUUUCAGUACUCUGUUUGAGAAGAAUGAAUUUGCAGCUUCUUCAAUGCAGAAGAUCUAUGCUGAUUUGACAAAAUUGUUUACUGAAUCAUGUGGGUCAGAGGAAAUAGCCAAUCUUGAAGUUGAAAAUGUAGCUGUCUCUGAUCCUUUUAAGGAUGGUAGUUUUGAGAAUCUGAUGGAGGCUGUGCGAAAUAUUCUUUCUGAGAGGCUUGAACUUCGGUCUGUGAUUGAUAAGCUACAGUCGGACUUGUCGAGUAAAUCAAACGAUAUGGAGGAACUGGCGCAGCAAAGCCUUCAUUCCACUUCACUUCGAGAGUUAGUUGGGAAGGUUGAGGGUGUUCUGGAACUUGAAAGUGGAAUUAGUUCUGAAUCUCCUAGUUCACAUGUGGAGUUUCUUGUUUCCCAACUUGUUCAGAAGUUUAUAGAGACUGAGGAAUUGGCUCAUCUCCUCAGAAAACAGUUAGAGGCUAAGGAGAAUGAGUUGAUGGAGAUCCAGGAGAGUUUACUGCAUCAUAAAUCGGAAAUAGGUGGUCUCAGGGAAAAUUUAACCCACGCAGAGGAGUCGCUUGUGGCUGUACAAUCUGAGUUACAAGAUAAAUCUAAUGAAUGUGAACAAUCAGAGCAGAGGUUAUUAUCGACUAGAGAGAAGCUUAGCAUAGCUGUUGCUAAAGGAAAAGGUUUGAUUGUUCAGCGUGACAAUGUCAAGCAGUCAUUGGCCGAAACCUCUGCUAAACUACAGAAGUGCUCAGAGGAAUUGAAUUUGAAGGACUCAAGGCUUCUGGAAGUUGAAGCAAAACUUAAGACCUAUACGGAGGCAGGUGAACGCGUGGAAGCAUUAGAAUCUGAGCUUUCAUACAUCCGAAACUCAGCUACUGCACUGCGGGAAUCUUUUCUUCUCAAAGACUCUCUGCUUCACAGAAUUGAAGAAAUUUUGGAAGAUUUGGAUCUCCCAGAGCAUUUUCAUGCUCGAGAUAUAUUGGAAAAGGUGGAGUGGUUAGCAAGAUCAGCUAACGGCAACUCUUUGCGUCCCUCUGAUUGGGAUCAGAAGAGUUCUGAUGGCGGUGCGGGAUUUGCUAUCUCGGAGCCCUGGCGGGAGGAUGUACAAACUGGCACAAGUUCUGAGGAUGACUUAAGGAUCAAGUUUGAGGAGCUUAAAGGGAAGUUUUAUGGAUUGGCUGAACAGAAUGAAAUGCUCGAGCAGUCCUUGAUGGAAAGGAAUACCUUGGUACAGAAAUGGGAAAAACUCCUCGAGAAUAUUGAUAUGCCUCCACAGCUACAGUCCAUGGAAGUGGAAAACAAGAUUGAAUGGCUUGCAACUUCAAUAUCGGAGGCUACAGAUGAGAGGGAUACUCUCCAACAAAAGAUUGAUAACCUUGAAGUCUAUUGUCAAUCACUAAGUGCUGAUUUGGAAGUCUCACAAAAGCAAGUAUUUGAUGUCGAGGCAAAUCUUCAGUCGUGUGUUAAUGAGAGGGUGAAUCUUUCUGAAAGACUGGAAAGUUUGAAUGGUGAUCAUGAGAGUCUUACUGGGAGGGCCAGUCACCUUGAAGUUGAGAAUGAGAAACUGCAGAAUCAAGUGAAUGAUUUGCAUGGAAAACUAGUUGAGAAACUUGGGAAUGAAGAACAUCUUCAGACUAUUGAAGGAGAGCUAUUGAAUUUGAGGUACGUGAUUAAUGAUGUUAUCCAGGAAGAUGGCUUGCAGAAUUUGGCUUUGGCAAGUAAUUCUGAGAGUUUGGAUGGACUGCUGAGACAGCUGAUAGACUAUUAUAAGAAUAUGUUAAAAGCUGAAAGAGAUGACAAAGUCUGUGAAACUCGUCCAUCAAAUGCUGAUGUUAGAAGUGGAGAGUCAUUGGGUUCAGAUGAAGCAACUUCUCAUGGGCACCAUCCUGAAUUGAUAGUUGAAGCAACAAGUAGAGACAUAACCGUAGUAGAGACACCUGAUGUAGCUUCCUUAACUAAAGAUCUGGAUGAAGCACUGCAUGUUCAAAAGCUGACAAGGGAAGAAAGAGAUUCAUACAUGGCAAAACAACAAUCCUUGGUUGCUGAAAAUGAGGCACUUGAUAAGAAAAUAGUAGAAUUGCAGGAAUUUCUUAAAGAAGAAGAGCAGAAAUCAGCCUCUGCAAGAGAGAAAUUAAAUGUAGCUGUUAGGAAAGGGAAAGCGUUGGUCCAACUAAGGGAUAGCCUGAAGCAAACUAUUGAAGAGUUGAACGCUGAGCUUGGUCGCCUGAAAUCAGAGAUUAUCAACCGAGAUGAAAUACUCUUAGAGAAUGAAAAUAAAGUUAGGGAGUUGGAAUCUUACACUGUAAGGGUAGAAGCCCUAGAGUCUGAGUGCCAAUUGUUGAAAAGUCAUUUGGAAGAAACAGAAAAUUUACUGCAGGAACGAAGUGGUACAUUGAGCAUGACGUUGAAUGUGUUGAAUAGCAUUGAUAUUGGUGAUGAAGGGGACAGAAAUGAUCCAGUUCUGAAGCUUCAACGUAUCUCACAACUGUUUCAAAAUAUGAGUACAGCCAUGUCUUCUGCUGAGCAGGAGUCGAGAAAAUCCAGAAGAGCAGCUGAGUUGCUACUUGCCGAGUUGGACGAGGUUCAGGAGAGAAACGAUAGUCUGCAAGAGGGGCUAUCGAAAUGUACAGAUAAAAUCCAGCAACUUUCCAAGGAGAAGGAUGCAGCAGAGGCUGAAAAAUCACAUUUUGAAAACUUAUCAGCAGUCAACAGUGAAGAAAAGAAGAAGCUUUAUGGUCAACUGCUGUCCUUCGGAACUAGUGUGAACUCUCUAAAGAAAAUACUCGCAGGUACCAGCAGUUGCCUAGCUGAUAUUUUCACUAUGGAUAUGGAGUUUCUGCAUCAUCUGAAGGCAAAUAUGGAAUCAUGUGCGAAGCAAACUGGUACUAAUUUGUCUGGCUGGCCGCAGCUCGGUUCUGGGAAUUUCGUAGAAAAGGAAAUCUUUUCACGCUUGAGUGCUGCUUGGUCUAACAACAACUUGCAUGAGAUUUCAAGUGGUGGAAACAUUACCGAAAUUUGUGGUUCUCUCUCACAAAACCUUGAUCAGUUUGUGGAUGAUGUUAGCCAUCUUGAAGAGAAUGUAAGCAAGCACUUGACAUCAUGGCACGACCAGAUUAAUAUUGUAUGCAACAGUCUGGACACCGUUUUUAAGUCAAUCGGAAAAGGAACGGAGUCAGAAAUUGCUGCUCUGGGUGAAAGAGUUGCCUUGCUUCAUAAAGCAUGUUCUAGUGUGUUGAUGGAAAUUGAAAACCGUAAAGCCGAACUUGUUGGAAAUGACAAUUUCAAUAUGGGUCUCCAUCAAGUAGAUGAGGAUUCGUCCAUGGAAUCUGUCAGGUCCAUGGUAAAUAGGCUAUCGUCAGCUGUUAAGGAGCUUGUUGUUGUAAAUGCUGAGGCUGUGGAGAGAAAUGAAAAGGAGAUGAAGGUAAUCAUCACCAAUUUGCAAAGGGAGUUACACGAAAAGGACAUCCAAAAUGAUAGGAUGUGCAAUGAACUUGUGGGUCAAGUUAAGGAAGCCCAGGCUGGUGCUAAAAUUUUUGCAGAAGAUCUUCAAUCUACCAGUGCCCGGAUGCGUGACAUGCAAGACCAGCUGGGCAUUUUGGUUCAGGAACGGGAUUCUAUGAAGGAGAGAGUUAAAGAGCUGCAAGCACGGCAGACAUCACACUCAGAAUUACAGGAGAAGGUCACAUCGCUUAGUGAUGUUGUAACUGCAAAAGACCAAGAAAUUGAGGCAUUUAUGCAAGCGCUUGACGAGGAAGAGUCUCAGAUGGAGGAUCUAAAACACAGGGUUACAGAAUUAGAACAGGAAGUGCAACAGAAGAACUUAGAUUUGCAGAAAGCUGAAGCUUCUCGUGGGAAGAUUUCCAAAAAGCUAUCAAUUACUGUGGAUAAAUUCGAUGAGCUCCACCAUCUCUCUGAAAAUCUUCUCGUUGAAAUCGAGAAACUUCAACAGCAAGUGCAAGAUCGAGAUACCGAGGUUUCUUUCUUAAGACAAGAAGUCACUAGGUGCACCAAUGAAGCUCUUGCUGCUUCUCAGAUGGACAUUAAGAGAGAUUCAGAAGAUAUCCAAACUGUACUUUCUUGGUUUGACACGAUAGCUUUGCUACUUGGUCUAGAAGAUUCACCUUCCACUGAUGCGCAGAGUCACAUAAACCACUACAUGGAGACACUUGAGAAAAGGAUUGCAUCUAUACUAUCUGAAGUAGACGAAUUACGGUUAGUUGGACAAAGCAAGGACGCAUUGCUUGAGGCUGAGAGGAGUAGAGUGGCUGAGCUCAGACAGAAAGAAGCAACUCUUGAAAAAUUCUUACAUGAGAAAGAAUCCCAACCAAACAUGUCAACAAGCCCGACGUCAGAGAUUGUUGAAGUGGAACCUCUGAUAAACAAGUGGACGAAAACACCGGUCCCAUCGCAAGUCCGGAGUUUGCGUAAAGGGAACAACGACCAAGUGGCCAUUAGUAUAGAUGCAGAUCAAGCUGAUCAAAGUGGUAGCUUAGAAGAAGAUGAUGAUAAAGCUCAUGGUUUCAGAUCAAUGUCUACGUCGAGAAUCAUUCCUAGAUUCACAAGACCCCUCACUAACAUGAUCGAUGGUUUAUGGGUCUCUUGUGAUCGGACGCUCAUGAGACAACCUGCCUUACGGUUAGGAAUCAUGAUUUACUGGGCGAUAUUGCAUGCUCUACUGGCUGCUUUCGUCGUCUAACCAAAACUUCCAAUUUCCUGGUUUAUCGGUAUAGCAUGGGCUCAAAGUGGUGUGUUGUCUUCACUAUAUGUUUUUGUUUAUUGUCCUUUAUUCAUUGAUUAGCUACCAAGCAAAUUGUGGUUUAGCCAUUUUUAUUGAUCCGAAUCACAAGCUGCUUGGCUUUACGAACGAAUAAGAAAGAUCGUAGUUAGCUGUUGGAAAAGAUUAUAGAGUAGAACUGCUAUUUCUAUUUACA